AUGGCAGAAAUUGAAAUUUCACAAGAAACUUUCAAUAAAUACAAUAGCAAUGGAAAAAUCGCAUUGACUCCUGGAUAUUUGCAGGUAAUCAGUUCAAGUUUUUGAUGAUCAUUACAAAAUCAACGAGUACUGUUUCAGAGAUGCUUCGAAUCCAACGGAUAUCCAGGAUAUGAUGGUAUUUUGCAAAUUUGUGUAGGUUUUUUUCCCAAUUUGAUUCAACGUAAAUAAAUACUAUUGCGAAACCAAAGUUUUAUUGUAGAAAGGAAAAUGGGAAUUAGCAAAAGCCGGAUCUUUGGAGUAUUGUUAUCGAGUUAGAAUAAGUGAUGGAGCAUUCCAAUAUAGUAAGUUAUCUGACACUCUUUUUGUUUUCAUUGAUUUUGUUUGAUUUUCAGACACUUUGAUUCAUGCAAAUCUUCAACAACAAGUCGGAGAUGAAAAGGAUGGUUUAGUUGAAGGAUCAGUCAUUGCUUUGACUGAUUGUGAAAUUUUGGAUAGUGACCAGAAAAAGACAUUUAUUAUUACUGGAUACGUAUUGCUCUCCAAAAGUCACGAAAUUGUUACACAUGAAGGUUUCAAAAAAGGAUUCAGUCAUCCAGGAAACGCAGAGCAAUUUAGAAAUUUCAAACCAACAAUGAAAUUCGAACUUCCUUGGAAAGAGGCAUCCGAAUACUCGAAGGAUGUCAUUGAAAAUCAACCACCUCCAACAAAAAUGAUGAAGACCGAUAAUGGAACUGUGCGAACACCAGCGCCUGCACCAAAAGCUGCGGCACCAUUGCCAAGAAAAGCUCCGAGUAAGACUGAAAGUGGAAUUAUGCCAAUUGCUGCAAUCACACCAUAUGCUAACAAUAUUAAAAUUCAUGGAGUUGUGACGAGAAAAGAAGAAAUGCGAUUGAUUCCAGCGAAAAACUUGAAAAUCUUUAAUUUCGAAAUCACCGAUGCUUUUGGUGACACAAUUCGUGUAACUGCAUUCAAUGAAACAGCGGAAUCGAUGGCUACUACAGUUGUUGAAAAUAUGGGAUAUUAUAUUAGUGGUGGAACUGUUCGCCAGGCUAACAAACAAUAUAAUAAUACUGGACAUGAUUAUGAGCUCACACUUCGUUCAGAUUCAAAAGUUGAGCAAGGAAAUGCGUCGAUUCCUGCUCCAAAAUUGACGAUGAAACGUGUUGAAUUAGCUCAAAUUGGUUCACAUCUUGGAAAUCUUAUUGAUGUUUUAGUUGUUGUUGAGAAAAUUGAUGAGAAUUGCACAGAGGUGACCUGAUUUUUGAACCCAAAAAUUAACUUUUUUUACUCUUUCAGUUUACUUCACGAAACGGUAAAGAUUUGGUGAAACGGGAAAUGGAUUUGAUCGACGAAUCGGCUGCUAUUGUCAGAAUUACACUUUGGGGAAACGAGGCUCGAAAUCUCGACCCACAAGAUUAUUUCAAAAAAGUUGUUGCCUUCAAAGGUGUCACUGCUCGCGAAUUCAACGGAAACUUCACUUUAUCAACUGGUCAAGCUACUCGUAUUUACACUGUUCCUGAAUAUCACGGAGUUGCUCAACUUUUUGAUUGGUACGAAAAUGAGCGAUCAACUGUGGAGAUUAAAUCAUUGAGUCAAUUCAAUCAAGGAGGUGGUUCAGAUGCUCCACGAACAAUUGCCGGUGUCACUGAAAUGCGUUUCGGUGAAAAUUCAGAAAAGGGAGAUUAUGCAACAUUGAAGGCAAUGAUUACUAGAAUAAAUCCACAGAAUACAAUGUAUAAAGGAUGUUCGAAUGAAGGAUGUCAGAAGAAGGUUGUUGAAACUGAUGGAGAAUAUCGUUGUGAGAAAUGCAAUUCGACAAGCAACACUUUCAAAUGGUUGUAUAUGAUGCAAUUCGAACUCGCUGAUGAAACUGGACAAGUUUAUGUGACUGCUUUCGGUGAUACGGCUGCUAAAAUUGUUGGAAGAACUGCACAAGAAGUUGGAGAAUUGCGUGAUGGGGAUGAACAAGAAUUCAAUUCUGUCUUUGAGGGUCUUCUUUUCCAACCGAAAUUGUGGAGAGUUCGAUGCAAAAUUGAGACUUAUAAUGUAAGUUUUCAAUGGAAAAUUUGAUGAAAAAAUGGCAGCUUGGAAUUCACAAAAUCUCUUCGAAUUCUAAGCUCCAAUUUUCAUUUAUAAUAUUCUCAAAAAUAUCUCUAAACUCUAACAUUUUUCAGGAAGAAGCUAAACAACGUCUCACUGUUUUCACUGUCGAGGACAUCAACCAAGACAAAUAUAUCAAUCAUUUGGAGCAACUUGUUGAAUUUUUGGAAGAGAUGGACACUGAAUAA
Messenger RNA from Caenorhabditis angaria, 2288 nucleotides. The record is from the annotation of a GenBank genome assembly. NCBI's taxonomy places the organism in Eukaryota, Metazoa, Nematoda, Chromadorea, Rhabditida, Rhabditidae.